AUGGUAUUGGCACCUUUACAAGUCGUCACUGACAAUCAAAAAGUCAAUCGGAUUGAAAAUUUUAAGAAGAGUAACAACAAUAAUUAUAUCAAUGAGGAUUAUAUUAAUAUUAAAAAUACAAGCAAAAUUUCUUAUAAUGAAAAUGACGUUGUACAAGUCAUAAAUAAAAAAGACAAUUUAAUUAAACAAAAUAAUGAGAAGUUGAAUAGGAAAAAGGAAAAAACAAAUUUAUUGUGCAAAACACCUCCAUCUGUAAUCAAGGAUAAUUCUAAGAAAUACUUUAGAAGAGAAUGCCUUGGCGAAGGCGGUUUUGCUCGUUGCUUUCAUAUAAAAGAUGAUGUUGGGAUUUCAUUUGCUUGUAAAAUUGUAUCCAAGAAGUCAAUUAAAACGGAAAGAACAAAAUUCAAAUUAUUGUCAGAAAUUCAAAUUCAUCAAAACUUAAGAUAUUCUCAUAUUGUAAAAUUUAUGGAUUGUUUUGAAGAUGAAUUGAAUGUAUAUAUAUUGCUAGAAUUAUGUCCAAAUGGGUCUUUAAUGGAUCUUUUAAAAAAAAGAAAAAUCUUGACCGAAGCUGAAGUUAAAUUUAUGACUACACAAGUUUGUGGCGCCAUUAAUUAUAUGCACUCAAACAAUAUUAUUCAUAGAGAUUUAAAAUUAGGUAAUGUAUUCUUCGACAAAAAUUUUAAUAUUAAAAUAGGCGAUUUUGGCUUAGCAGCAACCUUAUCAAAUGUUUCUGAAAAAAAAUAUACAAUGUGUGGAACACCAAAUUAUAUUGCUCCAGAAGUUAUUUUGAGCAAGCAGAUUGGUCAUUCUUUUGAAGCAGAUAUUUGGUCCUUAGGUAUAAUGAUUUAUGCAAUGGUCCUUGGAAAACCACCAUUUCAAGCUAAAGAUGUCACUACCAUAUAUGAAAAGAUUAAAUUGUGUCAGUAUGAGUUUCCACCUGACAAAUAUAUCACUAAUGAUGUUAAAGUAUUAAUUCAAGAUCUGUUGGUAUUAGAUCCCAGCCAAAGACCAAGAAUAAUGGACAUCUUGAAAUAUAAUUGGUUCAAGCAUAGUUUUCCACCAAAACUACCUUCUACUAUAUUUACAGAAGUUCCAUUAUAUUUCAUAGAACUAUCGACAUUGAAUUCUUUAAAGCACUUCAAAAAUUGCUUAAUUUCAUGCCAAUUAAUAGUAGAUCUAUCAAAGAAUAAUAAGACUCCUUUUCAUAAUGUAUUUCUAAAUGAAAGACAGAACAUCAAAAAUAAUCCAAUCAAUACCAAUUUAACUAAUAAUAAUGAUGUCUUACAAUUCUGUGAUACCAGCUUCAAUUCAAAUAAUAAUAAUCAAGUGCGGAAAAGUGAAAAAAUUAGGAAAAUGAAUGAAUUAAAUGAUGACAUAAGAACAAAUGUAUUAAACCCAAUUGGCACAACUAAUUUAAUUAAAUCUCGUAAUGCUAUCAAAAUUUUAAAUAAAGCUUGUCUUGAUACCUUAACAACUUUAUUAAAGAUUGAACAAUACAAUUACAAUAUCAAACUAGAUGAAAUCGAACAAGAUGAAUGGGCUACGCAGAAAAUGCCCAUUAUAAUAACGAAAUGGGUUGACUUGACAACAUCAAGCAUCAAAUCAUCCAUUUUUCACAAUCCUAAAGCUACAGAAAAUUGCUUUAUUUAUCAGUUAUCUACGGAGGAUAUUGGCGUUUUAAAAAGUAAUGGAACUACAAUACUGAAAUUAUUCGAUGUCCCUGAAUAUUGGUUAAUUGAAACUGAUUUUAAAGUAGGUUGGAUAGCAAAACACAAACAAUAUAACGAUAAUUCAAAAAAAAAUACAAAUUACAAUACGACUGUAAGCACUUCAAUGACGACAUCAAAUUCUUUAAAUUCAAAUAAAGAUAAUUUAAAUGACCAGAACCGAAUGGAAGCUAGAACAGAAGAGAUAAAUACCAAAAAAAAUAUGGUUUUUGUUGAGAAAUAUGAAGAAUAUAUGAAUAAAAACUUAACAAGAGUCUCGACAUUUGUUAAACAAAAAUACCAUAAGGAUGAUAUCUUUUUAAGAAGAUUCACCAGAUGUAAAGAAUUCGUAAUGUUUGAAUUAAGUGAUUGCGGGUUCCAAUUUAAUUUUAAAGAUCAUUUUAAAAUAGUAUUAUCAGAUAAUGGCCAUAUUAUAUCAAUAAUUACACCAAAACAAGAUUCAUUUGUAUUAAGUACAAAACAUUUUUUGAGUGUAGCAAAAUAUUUGAAUGCUAAUCCUAAAUCGACUAACUUGGAAACUGUUUAUUUAAAUACAAUCUCGUAUGGGAGCUGCUCACAACAGGAAGUUAAAAAUAAAUUAAAGAAAUUAAAAUUCAAUCAACUUAAAAUAUUAGAAAAAAUUGAAAUGAUCAAAAACAUAUUGAAUCAAAAAUCGCAUGGUACUAUAUAA
Messenger RNA from Tetrapisispora phaffii CBS 4417, 2397 nucleotides. RefSeq lists its product as uncharacterized. The transcript has a single exon. NCBI's taxonomy places the organism in Eukaryota, Fungi, Ascomycota, Saccharomycetes, Saccharomycetales, Saccharomycetaceae. Gene Ontology annotation, biological process: mitotic cell cycle; regulation of cytokinesis; regulation of protein localization to mitotic spindle pole body. Bases 1 to 2397 code for a protein of 798 amino acids. Gene Ontology annotation, cellular component: spindle pole; centrosome; spindle pole body. Gene Ontology annotation, molecular function: ATP binding; protein kinase activity; protein binding. The record is from RefSeq and is a predicted model, not a curated record.